Molecule: messenger RNA, 1087 nt
Organism: Oncorhynchus masou masou (cherry salmon)
Lineage: Eukaryota; Metazoa; Chordata; Actinopteri; Salmoniformes; Salmonidae
Gene: mrpl47
Product: mitochondrial ribosomal protein L47
Exons: 7
Coding region: 118-885 (255 amino acids)
Biological process (GO): mitochondrial translation
Cellular component (GO): mitochondrial ribosome; mitochondrial large ribosomal subunit
Molecular function (GO): structural constituent of ribosome
Source: RefSeq, a predicted model, not a curated record
UUAUGUUAACAUUUUUUAAAAACUUUUGUUCAUGAUUCAAAUUACCAAAAGUGUUUCGAAUGAGUUUUUGUUUUAUUUAUUUUAAUGAUGCAUUCUGGGUAGGGAGUUAUAGCAAAGAUGGCGGCGACCUCAGUAGGACGCGUUUUGACACUUUGCAGACAGUUUCAAAACGCUUUUAGGAUUUCUACAUCCUUAGCCGUCCAACAGUCUGCUCUCACUUUGACCAAAUCUCAGUCUUAUCUUGAUAGGUUAACGUAUCCACUUUUGAGCUCAAAUUGGCACUGUCAUGUUGGCCAGUGUCGGCCUCUGCACACUACCAUCAGCAGAAGAGGACUUGAGGAGUUUUUCGACAUACCUGAAAACUGGGGGGAGGCAACAGUGAAGUCAGGAGCACCAUGGACUGCCAAGCAACUAAGGAUGAAAAGUAAUGAAGACUUACAUAAGCUCUGGUAUGUGCUCCUGAAAGAGAAGAACAUGCUGCUUACCAUUGAGCAGGAGUCCAAAAGACAAAGAAUUCAGAUGCCAAGUCCAGAGCGCCUAAAGAAGAUCGAAAGGUCCAUGAAGAGACUAGACACAGUGGUGAAGGAGAGAGAAGACGCCCUCCGGCUGCUGCAGACAGGCCAGGAGAGAGCAAGACCUGGGGCCUGGAGAAAGGACAUCUUUGGACGGGUCUACUGGUACCGGUUUAGAGAGCAUGCCCUUCCUUGGUACAUGAACAAGAGAUACAAACGCAAACGUUUCUACACACCAUUAUUUGUCACCCCCCACAUAAGGCUUCGUCUAGAGAAACACCUCCGUGCUAAGACCAGAAUACAGAACAAGGAGAGAGAAAAACAAACCGUACUCCAGGAGAAGUUUCCCCAAAUGAAGGCCCAGUCAUCAUGAAGACCUUCAUUGACCAAGAAACAUUCACCCCUCCUGCAAUUCACAUUGGAGCAUGUGACUGUAUCCUCUGUUUUUUGCAUAAACGUGUCUGUCAUUAGCUUUUAUUUAAUGUACUGUUUCAUGUUGGUAAACUGGCAUUUAUGUUUCCUCUGUAUCAUGAUGCCUUGAUUAUGGUUAUUCAUAUUAAAGUGAUGUACAGACA